UUUUAGGCAAUAUCUAUAUAAGCUUCUUACAUUCUUGAAUCUUUUAGUAGUUCUUUGUUAAUCUAUCGUUGGAUAAGUUUGAAAAAAAUAUAUUAAUCUCUAUCAUGUUGAAAUUUGUGAAAAUUCUUUUCGUCAUUGGCUUUGUUGCUGCCAUUCCACUCCGAAUUGAAAAUGAUGAAGAGUCCACUGUGAUACCUGAAGUUAUUUCCAUUAUUAAAUCAGAAUCAAAUCAAGAUGCUGAUGGUUCAUACAAUUUUGUCUAUGAAUCCAGUGAUGGUAGUGGUCGCGAAGAAAAUGCUGAAAUUGUCAACCCUGGAACUGAAGAUGAAAAAAUCAAAAUUACUGGAUCAUACAAAUAUAUUGAUGCUGAUGGACAAGAAGUUUUGGUAACUUAUACCGCUGAUGAAAAUGGAUUUGUUCCUAUUAGUUCAAUUAUUCCAAAAGAAAUUUCUGAUAAUGCUUUGGCAGCUAAGGAUUUACCAAAACUAGAACAUGUUCAAGAGCUUGCUCAAGAUCUUGUUCCACCAGUUGAAGAAGAAGCAGAUUAUUCAAAUACUGAAGCUUAUACCGAAUAAGUUGAAAAAUGGUGCGAAAUAAUUAGUUUUUAGUGGUUAGUGUCCUUUAGAAUUAAAAUUAGUUUUACGAUUUCUGUGAAAUAAAAAAAAUUAUUCUUCUAUUCAGUUCAA
Molecule: messenger RNA, 686 nt
Organism: Episyrphus balteatus (marmalade hoverfly)
Lineage: Eukaryota; Metazoa; Arthropoda; Insecta; Diptera; Syrphidae
Product: flexible cuticle protein 12-like
Exons: 2
Coding region: 105-575 (156 amino acids)
Cellular component (GO): chitin-based extracellular matrix
Molecular function (GO): structural constituent of chitin-based larval cuticle
Source: RefSeq, a predicted model, not a curated record